Purpureocillium lilacinum is the source of this 768-nucleotide messenger RNA. RefSeq lists its product as uncharacterized. Gene Ontology annotation, cellular component: mitochondrial crista junction; MICOS complex. Gene Ontology annotation, biological process: cristae formation. The record is from RefSeq and is a predicted model, not a curated record. NCBI's taxonomy places the organism in Eukaryota, Fungi, Ascomycota, Sordariomycetes, Hypocreales, Ophiocordycipitaceae.
AUGGCUGCAAGAGUGCUGCUGCAACGGCGCUCCCUGGCGCCGUUGGCGACCCUCGCCCUCGGUGGAAUGGCUCUCGUGCCCGCCACUGUCCUCGCUGAGGCUCCCGCCGAUAAGAGGAAACCCAUCUACGACGACGUCGACGUCCCGUCCGCCGAAUCCGCGCCCGCGACGCCGGCAAAGUCCCUACUUCCCUCGCUGCAACUCGCCGCUCCUUCCGACGAUAGCGAGCCCGUGGCCCCUAAGCACCGCGGCCCUUCGCCCACCGACCGGCUAGCCGUUCAGGUCGGCAGGGCUCGUCUCUUCCUGUACAAGUUCGCCGUCGCCGCCGAGGACAAGGUCAACGAGACGAUGGACUCGGCCUUCCACCUCGAGCAGUCCUUCACCAGCUCCAUUGCCGCGCUGGCCCCGCCCCGUGAGAGCGGCGAGAAGCUCAUGCCCGGCGCCAUCUACGUGCUCGUCGCCGCCAUGGCGGGUAGCAUCAUCACGCGCAACCGCAACAUCCUCUUGCGCGCCACCAUGCCCCUUGCCCUCGGCAUCGGCGCCGGGUGGACCGUCCUUCCCGUCACCAUGAGGAACGUGUCCGACCUGGCCUGGAAGUACGAGCAGCGCUUCCCGGCCGUCGCCGAGUCGCACAUCAAGUUGCGUGAGGGCAUCCAGAAGGGUGUGAGCUUCGCCAAGGUUCACAAGGAUGUCGGUGUACGAUACGUGGAUGAGAAGGUAACUGACGCCCGAGAGGCUGUUGAGGGUUGGGUCAAGCAGGGCAAAUAG